This is a messenger RNA of Ustilaginoidea virens, 912 nucleotides long. RefSeq lists its product as uncharacterized. Gene Ontology annotation, cellular component: mRNA cleavage and polyadenylation specificity factor complex. Lineage: Eukaryota; Fungi; Ascomycota; Sordariomycetes; Hypocreales; Clavicipitaceae. Gene Ontology annotation, molecular function: mRNA binding. The transcript is spliced from 4 exons. The coding region runs from base 1 to 912 and encodes 303 amino acids. Gene Ontology annotation, biological process: mRNA 3'-end processing. The record is from RefSeq and is a predicted model, not a curated record.
AUGUCGUCGCGACCGCCCUCCCGCGUUGUCUUUGUGGGAAACAUUCCCUACGGUCUUUCCGAGGAACAAAUCACAGAAAUAUUCAGUCGCGCCGGGAAAGUAGAGAGGUUUCGAUUAGUGUACGAUUCUGAAACCGGCCGGCCCAAGGGCUUCGGUUUCGCAGACUAUCCCGAUACCGACAGCGCUUCUUCAGCCGUACGGAAUCUGAAUGACUUCGAGGUCAUGGGUCGCAAACUCCGCGUCGAUUUUUCUAAUGAACAAAAGAGCGGUGAUGACGACAGCAACCAUAUUCCAUCAAAUCCCACAAACGGCGUCGCGACCAGCCAUUACGGCGCACAGCCGAGCUCGCUACCCCCCCUCCCUACCGGCAAAGAAAUCCCGCCGGGGCUCUCCUGCACCGAUGCCAUUUCACGAACACUCAACACACUACCGCCAUCACAGCUCCUCGAUAUCCUCACACAGAUGAAGACCUUGGCGGCAAGCGAGCCUCACAGAGCGACCGAACUCCUCCAGCAAGCGCCCCAGCUGUCGUACGCCGUGUUCCAAGCCCUGCUCCUCAUGGGCCUCGUGUCUCCCGAAGCGAUCCAGUCCGUGGUCGAUCCAAACGCUCCCCUGCCACCCGUCCCGCAGCCUGCGCCGGCAGCCUAUCCCGCACCCGCUGCGGUUUCAGCGUACCCCGCCGCGAACAACACACCACCCGUAACGGGCUUGACGUAUCCGCCGCCGGCGAUCGCUCAGCAGACUUACGUUGCGCCGGCGCCUCCCGCUCCCGCCGCCGGCGCAGUGCAAGACACGGAUGCUCUCAUGCGAGCCGUCAUGGACUUGUCUCAGGCGCAGAUCGACAUGUUGCCCGAAGCUGACAAGCAGCAAAUCAUGGCACUAAGAGCCACGUUUGCUUCGCACCGGCGGUGA